Molecule: messenger RNA, 1188 nt
Organism: Colletotrichum higginsianum IMI 349063
Lineage: Eukaryota; Fungi; Ascomycota; Sordariomycetes; Glomerellales; Glomerellaceae
Product: Electron transfer flavoprotein alpha-subunit
Exons: 2
Coding region: 1-1188 (395 amino acids)
Source: RefSeq, a predicted model, not a curated record
AUGGCUCCCUCAAAGACCGUCGCCGUUGCGUCGAAAGAUGUCACUCCCUCGAUUGAUCCCGAGCAGACCCUGAAGGCCUCCAAGGCUCUCCUGGCGCACAUCAAGAAGGCCGCCAAGGAAAAGUCCCAAGAAUCCGGCAAGAAGAACCUGCUCGCCGACCUCGACGAUGAAGAGGCCAACAUCGCCCAGCAGCCCAUCUGGCUGACCCUCACGACGAAGCGCCACAUUGCCGACACGACCCGUCUGAAGCCCGGCAAGAUCGCCCUGCCUCACCCGCUCAACUCUGACGAGGAGUCGACGAUAUGCCUCAUCACCGCCGACCCCCAGCGCGCCUACAAGAACAUUGUCGCCUCGGACGAGUUCCCCGCCGCCUUGCGCAAGCGCAUUACCCGCGUCGUCGACCUCGGCAAGCUCAAGUCCAAGUUCAAGCAGUACGAGGCCCAGCGCAAGCUCUUCUCCGAGCAUGACAUCUUCCUCGCCGACGACCGCAUCGUCAGCCGCCUGCCCAAGGCCCUCGGCAAGACCUUUUACAAGACCACCGCCAAGAGGCCUAUCCCCGUCGUCAUCUCGGCCAAGGCACCGCGCGGCGACGACGGCAAGCGUGCUAAGCCCCAGCCCAAGACCCCCGGCACCGUCAACGCCGGCACGCCGCAGGAGAUUGCCAACGAAAUCGAGAAGGCCAUCGGCGCCGCCCUCGUCAGCCUGAGCCCGUCGACCAACACCGCCAUCCGGAUAGGCUACGCCGGCUUCUCCGCCGACCAAAUCGCCGACAACGUCAACGCCGUCGUCAAGGCGCUCGUCGAGAAGUGGGUGCCGCAGAAGUGGCAGAACGUCAAGAGCAUCUACAUCAAGGGCCAGGAGACGGCAGCCCUGCCCGUCUGGCUGACGGACGAGCUCUGGCUGGAGCAGAAGGACAUCGUCGCCGAUGAUAGCGAGCAGGCCAAGGCCAUCAAGGAGAAGGCCAACGUUGGCAAGAAGCGCAAGUCGAUUGGCACCGCCGCCGAGGAGGACGAUGACGCCGGCGAGAUCAGCAAGCCCUCAGCGAAGAAGGCCAAGAAGGCCGCCGCCAAGGAGGCGCAGAAGGCGUUGCCCGAGAGCAACGACGACGUUCUCAACAAGCAGAUUGCCGAGCGCAAGGAGAAGCUGAAGAAGCAGAAGGCUAAGGCUAAGGCCGCCCUGGACAACUAG